UCCAUUUCCACCACCAACGAGUUAAGUCUCCCUCAAACAGGGGUGCGUUCCACGUCCUGACAGAGUUUGCCUUCGUUCGCGAGCCCGGUCGGACGAUCUUGAUCAUUGCUCGGAUUGCGCGAUUCAUAUUCGAAUCACGAAAACACGCCCGAUUUGUGUCAUCUUGAGUUUAUUACACUAAACAAAAAAUGGGAAGAACUCUGCCCACACCAGUGACCUGUAAAGUGUGUGGUGAUCGAUCAUAUGGGAAACAUUACGGUGUUUAUUGCUGCGAUGGUUGCUCGUGUUUUUUCAAGAGAUCUGUGCGUCGCGGCGCUUUAUUCACUUGCACAAAUAGUGAUGGAUCUUGUACCGUUGACAAAGCUAGACGAAAUUGGUGUCCACAUUGCCGUCUAAAGAAAUGCUUCUCGGUUGGUAUGAAUACAGCGGAAUCUCACAUUUAUCUUAUAUUCUUUUAUUUCGCGGUGCAGGAAGAACGAGGACCGCGUGCUCGAAAUAAUGCGCUCUCAAAUCCGCAUAAUUCUAACGUUACCUGGAAGCCUAGAAUCGAUUCAUCAACGACUUUUUGUGCACGCUUUAAUAACUCCGAGAUAUAUUUGCCUUUCAAGAACUCCACACUGAAUAAUACUCUAAUGACAAAGACAUUACGCGAGUCUGAAACCAGAGAGAAUAUUUUCUUUCCUGUCAUGUCACGCCAUGCACAGCCGACAAGGAUUAUAUCGCCCGGCACGGCUAUACAGUAUGAAAUAUCCGCGCAAAUAUUCCUGGCUGCUAUUCGGAAUGCACGUCAUCACCGAGAUUUUUCGAUACUGGAUGAGGAGGAGCAAAAUAAGAUUCUUCGUCGUGGAUGGUCCGCUCUUUUUGUUUUACGCGCAGCCACGUGGCCGAUUGAUUUAAUGAAUAUACGAGGGCAAGGUGCAACGAGUAACGACAGUGCUUCAGCCUGCAUAAUUACAACGCGCACUGCAAUCGCAAAAUUGCAACUCGACGAUGUCGAAUUGUGUAUUUUAGACACGUUUGCGCUAUGUCGUCCCGAGAUCGCCGAUACUACCAACGGUUUCCACGUAAUGUCACAAGCGAGAAAUAACGCCGUGGAAGCUCUAAUACGACAUCUUCAACAGCGAGACGAUCGCGAGAACAAACUGGCGAGGAUUCUAUUUAUUCUACCUGUUCUCACUGGAUGUUGUUCUCGAGAAUUGGCUGAGGAAUUGUUUGCACCAAUUAUCGGCGACGCAGAUCUGGAAAGAGUUAUCGCAUCUGUACGAUAAAUCUCUCGCAACAAUAAAAAUAUUUAAUCGAUACUCGCACAUUAUCAGAUCUGAUUUAAUGGAUAUUAAUCUAUAAUCUAUAUGAUAAUCAAGAUACACAAUAAAUAUAUAAUAUGGUCAAUAAGAAAUAUAAAAGUAUAUACAGAGUGAAUCAGAAUGCAUGAUUGUUUAGUGAUAGUUUUUUUUGUACUUAUUUUCACCCUAAUUUAAUUGAUCUUGUCCCUGCAGUGGCGUUUAUUUGCAGUCUACAUUAGUUGGAACAUAUGCCUGCCUUUAUUAUAUUUGGAAAAUAUUAAAAAUAUCAGAUAUAAAACAUUGUACGAUUAAUGAUUUUUUGAUUGUUGAAGAUAACUUUGUAACAUUUAUGGAACCUAUAAAAAUGUCAUCGUUAUUUUGUAGAUACAUACGUAAGGAAAUAAAAUGUUAGCUGUUACACUCAAUCAUAAUGUAAAGAAUAAAACCAAAAA
Molecule: messenger RNA, 1735 nt
Organism: Wasmannia auropunctata (little fire ant)
Lineage: Eukaryota; Metazoa; Arthropoda; Insecta; Hymenoptera; Formicidae
Gene: Hr83
Product: nuclear receptor subfamily 2 group E member 1
Exons: 7
Coding region: 189-1268 (359 amino acids)
Biological process (GO): regulation of transcription by RNA polymerase II; cell differentiation; anatomical structure development
Molecular function (GO): RNA polymerase II cis-regulatory region sequence-specific DNA binding; nuclear receptor activity; zinc ion binding
Source: RefSeq, a predicted model, not a curated record